Nylanderia fulva is the source of this 710-nucleotide messenger RNA. Lineage: Eukaryota; Metazoa; Arthropoda; Insecta; Hymenoptera; Formicidae. The record is from RefSeq and is a predicted model, not a curated record.
CAAUACGCCUUUACCGAAGAAAUAUUUUGGAAAAACGUUCUCUCAUAUACAAAUAGCACCCAAUUUCAUCGUCAAAGUUUUAUGACUUUUUUGAAAAAGUUGUUGCUGAUGCAAAAAAUGUAGAUAUUGAAAUAUCAUUACAAACAAUGAAAUAUUGGACUUUGGAAGAGCAUUGUCCUCUCAUCAAAGUAGUACGAAAUUAUGGUGGUCCUUGGAUCGAUGUACAUGUAUCGAUACAAAAUUACGACACAUUACAAAUUGAUUGCAUUCCUGUAACUUUUACGACCCAGACGUAUCCCAAUUUUAACAAUUUUACUCACUACUGGCUAUGCAAAUCAUGGGAUUUAAUAUCACUUCUUGAGGAUGGUUGGAUAAUAUUCAAUAUACAACAAAUUGGAUAUUAUCGUGUUAAUUAUGAUGAUGAGAAUUGGCAAAGAAUUUCAAAUUAUCUAUCCUAUGAUAAUUUUACGACAAUUCAUGUUCUUAAUCGUGCCCAAAUUAUCGAUGAUGCAUUUCAUUUAGUGAUAACAGGUCACCUCAACGCCUCUAUAUUCUGGAAUAUCACAUCGUAUUUGUUUCGAGAAGAAAAUUAUAUCGCAUGGUAUCCUAUGUUUAAAGCUCUGGAAUACAUGUUUAGUACUUUUCCAGGGGAAGAAAAAAAACAAAAAAUUUUGGCUUUUGCCAUGGUGGACGGCAUGGACAUAUUGUAG